CUAUUUAUAAUCCAUUGGCUCACGAGGUGUUGGACUUCAUAAGAGUACCACUUAUUGACACAAACUUUGAGAUAAUUGAUGCCAAGGGGGAAGUCAUUGAAUCACAGAUUGAAGCGAUUCCGGCUUACAUUCAAGUGCUUCCGGACCGCAAAUCUAAGUUUGAGUCCAAAUAUGAGUUAUUAUUUGAGGCAUUCCUACGACCACUCGCUUUCACUAAAUACUAUUUACGCAAAAUAUCGACACAAAGAGAUCCACUUCCACAACAGGUUGUCGGUCAAGACGAUGACAAUGUCAGUGAUAUUAGCAUUUCAAACGACAUAUUGACUGUUAUUAUUGAUGGCAAGAGUGGGAUCUUAAAAGGCAUUCAAUCCAAUAAUUUUACAGUAAAUAUCAGACAAAACUUCGGUUACUAUACAAGAGGUAACAGUAAGCCUUCGGGUGCUUAUGCUAUGCACACCAAUGGAUCUGAUCCCG
Oppiella nova is the source of this 474-nucleotide messenger RNA. Lineage: Eukaryota; Metazoa; Arthropoda; Arachnida; Sarcoptiformes; Oppiidae. The record is from the annotation of a GenBank genome assembly.